CACAUUUCUCAACUAUUUUAAUUAUUCGUACCAUAUUGUGUUUGCGUCAAGAGUGUUUUUAAAAGUGCCUAUUUUUGUAUUACAUCUUAUGGUUGAGUACCGCCACGUUGUGGCACGCCGGUUCCUAUGGGAUGAUACAUUCUAGAUACAUAAUAUAAUAGUCUAGUAUAGAGCCGCUCCUCAUUCCCUACAUAUAGAUUCUCGGUCGGUGAUCUCAAGCGUUUGAGUAUACAGAUUGAGAGACGCGUGUAGUACGUGUAUUGUGUGUACAUCAUCCACGAGAAAAGGGGAGUGAAUUGCAUUGUGUUGUCCUGCAGGCUCGUUAUCGUCCGAUGGAAUUCCAGCUCUGUAUUCAGGAGCGAAUUCCAAUUCUGCUCUGUUGGAGUUUAGGUUUGAUAUCCGGAUGUGAUGUUACGGCUACUUUCGCAAAAUUUAAUUAUCUUUACUAAGAAUUCGAGGUCGAUGAACUUUCUUAAAGUAUUUCACGAAUUAACGAUUUCUGACAUACAGCUGUAUGGAAUUACAUAGUUUAUUUAUUUUUUUAAUGAAAGAUUAUUAUACGUGCUACAUUUGAGUUAACAUUUUUGUCUCUUGUCGGAACAAUCGUCUCCUUCUGUGGAGGUUAUCAUCCAGAUGCAUCCUACGUAACAGUAGAUGCAACGUUACCCUUAUCAUGCAUGAUACACCUGCUCCACAUACAUCAGACACAUCUUCUCGAUCCACCGGAUGUUCAAAAUGUAUCCGUCUCCACUGCCUUCGUGAGUAAUCGGAAAAGGCGAUCCAUCACCGUCUUCCCAUACAAAUGACAUAUCACCUUGGCAUCCUGCAAAAUGGGCGUAGACGCUUGCGAAUUCUCCGUUAGGGAACCGUUGGGAAAGUAGCAAGUAAUUUCUCUGCGUUGAGUAUGGUGCUCCCAUCGCUCAUGAUCACGGUAUCCAUGUAUAACGCGUAUUUUCAGAAUGCGAGGAAAGAACCGUGGAAAGCAGAGGACAGAGGGAAACGUGCUGCGACGGACAAUUGAGUGAGAAUAAAGAGAGAAGCAGUAUCGAUAGGUGUGUGUAAAAGUGAGACAACGAUAGUGCAGUCUAAGGAGUAACGGCAAAAAUUGAAAGCACAAGAAACACCGGAGAUCGCUGACAACACAACAAUCAGAACUACGAGAAGGAAUUUACUACAGAAUUCAUAGUCAGCAGCACCACGUGGCACACCAACUAACCUGGCCGGAUUGCACAUUCUGCCAGGACUAACGGGGAACGUCAUCCCUUCGAUCAUCGCUUUAGGAAGAAAAAGGGAUCUACCCUUGCGGUGGCCAGGGCCGCAGAUGGGAGCUGGUUUCCCAGUGCCCGACAGGGUGAUUAGCCCCACAGUACGAACCUCGCGCGCAUUCCUGUCAUCCACGCUUCUUCAAUUUGUCCAGCUUCUACGAAAUCUUCUUUUACUAUUUCUUGUGCGCGAUCUCCCUCACGCGUGGCACGAUCUUCCGCAUUUCUCUCUACUUCGGCCACGAAAACUCGAUCAAGCUGGAAUUGAUGGAGUUGGAGAACAUCGUAGCCAACACUGUGUACCUCAAAGCGAGAGAAGGCGGUGGUGACAGCAAUAAAGGAAAGAGCAAGAAAUGGCGGAAGAUCCUGCAGUUUCCGCACAUAUCACAGUGCAUUGGCCUAAGAGAUAAGCUGGAUAUACGAUACAGCUAUGUCGUGGAUCAGCAGCCUAUCGGUAGGCUGCUAUUCAGGCAGUUCUGCCAGGAUAAACAACCUGCGUCUCAUCGUUACAACCUCUUCCUCGACGCCAUUGUGAAGUACGAGAUUGAAAUGGACGAAAAUCGAACGGAACUCGCAAAGGACCUCUUCGAGCAGUACCUGAGGAACGAGGGAUCCGAGGUCGUGGAUAUCUUGAACGACUCUUUGAUCACUCAGUGCGAGGAGCGACUUGGUUCCGGUGGCAAGGAACUCUUUGUCGACGUCGCUCAGACUGUCAAGAGUUUCCUGGCUGGAGAACCCUUUACAGCUUUUCUAACAAGCUUCUAUUUCUACAGGUAUCUUCAAUGGAAGUGGUUAGAAGCACAGCCUGUAACCUACAAGACCUUCAGGAUGUACCGGGUGCUGGGUAAAGGAGGUUUCGGUGAAGUCUGCGCUUGUCAGGUUCGUGCCACUGGGAAGAUGUAUGCCUGCAAGAAGCUGGAAAAGAAGAGGAUCAAGAAACGCAAGGGCGAAGCAAUGGUGUUGAUAGAGAAGAACAUUCUUCAGAAGAUUAACUCGAAAUUCGUAGUGUCGCUGGCGUACGCUUACGAGACAAAGGAUGCUCUUUGUCUAGUUUUAACUAUCAUGAAUGGCGGUGACCUAAAGUUUCAUAUUUAUAACAUGGGCGGCGAGCCUGGUUUUGACCUAAAUCGGGCGAUGUUUUACGCCGCUGAAGUCGUCUGCGGUUUGGAACACUUACAUCAUCAAGGUAUCGUCUACAGAGAUUGUAAGCCGGAGAACAUCCUAUUGGAUGAUCAUGGCCAUGUAAGGAUAUCCGAUCUAGGACUUGCUGUUGAGAUCUUGGAAGGCGAUAUGGUCAGAGGACGGGUAGGCACUGUGGGAUACAUGGCCCCGGAAGUCAUAGACAAUGAAAAGUAUACCUUCAGUCCAGAUUGGUUUAGCUUCGGGUGUCUUCUUUACGAGAUGAUCGAAGGUCAGGCCCCGUUUAGAGCGCGCAAGGAGAAGGUCAAGCGGGAAGAAGUCGACAGACGCGUCAAAGAGGAUCAGGAAAAGUAUUCGCACAAGUUCAGCGAAGAGGCUAAGAGUCUUUGUCAACAGCUUCUCAAAAAGAAUCCUAAGACCAGAUUAGGAUGCAAGUGCGGCAGACAUGGCGCAAAGGAUGUCAAACUUCACAGUUUCUUUCAGUGCUUGAACUGGAAGAGGGUGGAGGCUGGAAUUUGGGAACCGCCAUUUGUACCGGAUCCGCACGCUGUUUAUGCAAAAGACGUUCUUGACAUCGAACAAUUCUCCACUGUCAAGGGUGUCAAUCUAGACGCUACAGAUGACAGUUUUUAUAGCAAAUUUAAUACCGGAAGCGUGUCCAUUCCAUGGCAGAAUGAGAUGAUAGAGACUGAGUGUUUUAAGGAAUUGAAUGUACUUGGACCGAAUAACACACCUACGCCUGAUUUAUUAAUAAAUCAUCCUCCACCGAACAACGAGAACAGGGGUUGCUUCCCAUUUCGAAGAAAGAAGAAGCAAAGCGCACGCACCCGAGAGAUACCCGUGUCGGAGUGUCAUCUCCUCGAGCUGUCGCAGAGCCAAAGCUCGGAAAUGCCAGCCAGCUGAUCCAGGAUGAACUCCGUAAACCUGGAAACGCCGACGGCUUCGCGACGCCAGCGACGACGUUCGUCGUCGCGAUGUUGCCUGCAGUUCUCGUGAAACAAUCCUCAACUCGGCGCGCGUCCCGCUCCGACGAAACAGCAGACUACUCUUAUGCACGGUACGAAGGUCAACACCGUGUAGGUGACAAUCCUCAUAUAGAGAGACAGAGAAUAUAAGAGAUAGAUAGAGAAAGAGAUAAAAAGAGACACGACAGGACGAGUCACCUUCAAUAACGAUGUCUUGCUUUACACUAGGAACUGUUUAAAGUCCUCGGUGUCGUUAAAGCGUUCAUUGGUUCAACGAGUAGGCGAACUUUUCUUCCACUUUUCCAACCACGGAAUAUAUCGAUAAGAAUUCGCGUUAGACAAAGUCCGAUAUACACACAUGACACUCGCUCGACGUCCUAUUCAAUGAAAUUUUAAGAAUUACCUUAUUCGACUAAGUGCUCUUUGUUCGUCAUUGUUAUUUGUAUCACCCGUAUCUGGCUGCUUGACAAUUUACUUGAUUACGUUCGCCUUAGAAUUUCAUGCAUACUCCAAGAACACACUCGGAGUACUUUUAUAGUAAAUCCAGUAAGAAAUUAUUCACCGAUGAAUCGCUACCUGAGACAUCCGAUGCUCAGGUAUUUUUAUUCUGGUGGGGCGACAGCACGGUUUCCAUACUUGAACCAUUUGACGGAGAUACACGUUUGUAUUACGUAUAACAGGAAUCUGUGAAUAAUUACGAGUUUUACUAAAUAGUGAUGACGAAGCAAAAAGUGCGUGAGUGGUGCUCAAGUGAAAGUGACUAGAAUUUACUUAUCUUUCUUUUCAUGGUAAUAUGUAGAAGACGCGAGGCAAUGGAAAACGACACAAAAAAAUAUGUGAACAGGAGGGCGCGAUCGUUUAGCUCGUGACGCUUGCGACUACCGUAAAUUAAUAUACUCGUUCAAAUAAAUCAAAGGUCUGAACUGAAAAUAGUCACGCUAGGAGAUAAUACUAAUCCUAGCAAAGCGUGGGAGGGUAACUUUAGUCACAAAUAGUGAUUUCUCAUUAUAGGGAGUCAUCUUUUAGGAUUCACAUUAGCUCGCAGUAAGGGGCUGGGUUUGGGUGGGUGGGAGGGUUAGGGUGUAAAAAAGUUACGUACCUAGAUAAUUCGCAUACCCGUAUGCAUAAUUAGAAUUAAAUGCACGGGAUUUGGACAUUUGCAUAAGGAAGACAGUGCUUUUGUCUCUUCCUAAAAUCACAUUCGAGCGUAAUCAUCGAAGCUAUACUUGAAAGUAAAUUAAUGAAAUUAAUAGAUUUCUUUUAUUUAUUUCAAUAUGCCGCAAACGUUACUUGACUAGCCUGUCUUCCUGUCUCUAUCCGCGAUUUACAAGUAAAUAACGAAUGCAUAAACCGAUUAGCUACACGAAUUCGGUUUUUCGUUACGUAAACUAUUUAUUCAUGGCCGUUAAAAAGAAUCGGUAAUCUUGCGUAGAUUUUUACCCGUAUUUAACGAAAGUUAGGAGAAACGAAAAGUAAGAAAACAAUGAAUUCAAAGAAAUCGACUGACCAUGCACUACUGUACGAAUUACUUGCGAUUUCGCACGACGUCGUGACGCGUUUCUGACUUCCCGAAAUCAAGGAAGUUACGAAUCACGAUGUACACCGGUAGGCUCUUGUUUUUUAACGGUGAAUAAUCGUGACAUCGACACUUUAUCUCUCGGUUUUCUGUUUACUUCGAGAGAUUUCAUAAGACUAUGGUAAACGCCACGUAUCGGAGUGAUCUCGCGAGCAUUACUCGUUUACUUUUACAUUACGUUAACACAAGGUACCUCGGCAGUGGUUCGUUAUCGUUUAAGCAUAGCGUUACGUAACACGAGGUGUACGUUUUUUUUUUAUGUAACGCAUUAAUUUUAAUUUCGUUGACUUUAAGACUGUACACAUACGUAUUGUUAUACCUGUUCGCUUCUUUGUUGUUUGUUACAACAACAAAAAUGAAAGACUCAUAUUCAUGUUUCUUUAUAGGACUAAAAAACAGUUUUCAAUCUCAGAUUAAAUUUUGACAGCAUGAAUCUAACAAACGGAAGAAGUUCUGUUAUUCAGUAUACGACAAGUUCAAUGUACUUUCUUUACUUCGUCCUUUUGUUCAGUCCGAAAUGUGAAUAUUGCGUCACUGCCGAAGAUAGUACGACUAAAACCGCAUUUAGGUAUACAUAAAAAAGUCACCGUUUAGCAUAACCAAUGUUUUGUGGUAUGGAAGGAGAUAAGGCCACAUUGUAAUUUCGACUGUUACGCAAACGGAUAAAGUACCAGAGGAAUCCCGUUUGCGGUACGAGAUCCUUGAAUACACAUGCAGAAUUACAAGAACAAAAAGGGAAAAGCGAAAUGAAGCCAAUGAGAGAAAAGAAAUAUAUCACGGACAUUUCAUGGAAUCAGUUUAGUACAGAAGAUGGGAGCGAAGGGCAAUUAUGAUUAUCUAACUAAAAAGAAAGGAAGAGUUAUUCUUUUGUCUUGGAACAAAAUCGUGAUCGUUAAGCGCACCAUCACCUUACCACGCACAAGCACCCGCACCCCCCGAUGACGUUACGAAUGAAGUAUAACGUCAGUUUAGCCGCUUAGUAAAUUGUAUUGUAAAAUAUUAACGAAUCGAAUUAUUCUAGAGCGAUGGGAUUGUUUAAUUGACUGAACUUUCCUAUUGUAAGAAAUUAACAAUGCACUUCAAUAGGGUUACAAUAGUUGAUGAUUUUAAGGAAUUCAGGAAAAAAAAUAUCAUUGAUAAUUCAAAUGUGCUAAUCACAUGUGAUAACAUUCCUGUGUCGUUUGUCAGUGGCGUGAAAGAAAAAUAUUUUAUCGUAUAUCGUAACCGUAUCGGAGUGUAUUGAUUCACGUAACGUAAUGUCUGUUUUAAGUUAACGUAACGAGAAUAUACUGUCCUAUUUAAUCUCGUAAAUUUCGUUACUUUAGGGAAAAGAAAUGUUAUUGACACAUCGUAUCGUGUAAUCUUCUCGAUACGUUACCUUAUUUAACGUCGACAAUCCCAUCUGCCGUACCGGUCUGUGUAAUAGUAAGCGUGACGAUGUAUAAUGCUUAAGCGAUAACGAUAGUAACUUAGGUUAAUUAUACUUAGUCGUAACGAGGACAACGCGCGAGGCGAUUUAGGCGCUUGGAGGGAUGAAAAACGGCUGUAACGAAAAUCUGUCUCGUCCAGCGUUUCACCCGUUUACCUCACAGAGUAGUGCAAUUUUUAAACCUCUAUCGUCUUAAUUAUUGCAAUCAUCGCUGUGAAUUACCGUGAAUCAUCAUGAUCGUUUCGCGUGAAACAAAUUACUCCGUUGUUAAGUAGUCCAUUGUUAAGUUCCCACGUUAUCAGAAGCAUCACUGCGAAACUCGUACAACGUGUAAUUUUUCUUACGCUUUCACAAUCCUGUUAUCACCGUAUACUGUUUCACGGUUAAAUCAACUCGCAUCUCUAAUCAUUAAUUAUAUCUGCAUUAGACUGGAAGAGAGCUUCCUAUGAUUUUUCAUUGUUUCUAGAAAGUAUCUUCUUGUAGUUUCUUUGUCAGUUUCUCAUUCUAACAGAGGAGACUCUUUAAAAUUAAACGAUUUAACUUAUCUGUUAUACGUCACGCCAUACCAACCGCGUCGAUUUAGCUCAAAGAUCGAAAACAUUUCUCUAUAUUUUUUCUCUUCUUUCUUUUAUCUUGUAUAUAUAAUUAUUUUCCUGUUUAUAUCGCGUGAACGUAGAUAGGCAAAGUCUUAUAAUUUUAUGCUGGCUGGAAAUAUUAUUUUAAUUCUUUAUUUUCAUCCAGAAUUGCUUAACUGUGCUCGCUCGACGAAACACGAUGACGCUAUACGAAAAUAGAUCUAUAUGUUUCUUGCUCAAGCCUCAUGUUGACAUUGUGAAAUAAUCUAUCCUUCUUUUCGAUUCUCGUGCAGGGAAUUGAUACGGUUCGAAUACCCUAACCUUUGAGUAGUAGAUAAAUCUUUUUUUUUUUAAAGGAGGAUAAGGAGGAGGCGUAAAAUUGUCGAAAUUUGACGAGAGUAUGAAAAAGAAAAAGAGAAACUAGCGAGAUUGCAUGAUGCAAGUAAGAGUGCGCGUUUACGUGUGAAUGAGAAAAUGGCGCUGAAUUUCAUUAACCCAAUGUGAACUUUUGAAAUAUUUAUAUUUCAUCCUUUUAUAUUCGAACGCACAAUUCUUGUGAAUUCCCACGUGGGAUUAUACUUUGUUUCGCACAAAUCGCAUACGCACAUUGUAAUUACAGUACAAAACUUGGAAAUUUAUAUUCCAAUGCCAUUCUACCCCCCCCCCUUUCACCCCUCGUUAUUACGAACGUUCUAGUGUAGUUCCGAAAUAAGAAGUAUCUCACUGACAGGACAAAUAAGCGAUCCAUAAGUAAUGGAUAAUCAAAAAUUAAUCGGACUAAUAAAACAGUUUGGAAUCCCACAAUGGAUAUUUUCGUAAUGUGACAAUUUUCAUUAUGAAUUAAAUGCCUCACUUUCGAAUGAUUAUAGAACGCAUGAGAAAGAGAGAGAGAGAAUGAUAAAAAGAAACUGGUAAGAAUGCGAAAACAAUUUUUGGAUUUCAAUUGAUACUUCAUACACAUAUUUUUCAUUGACUUACCUCUGCGAAAUAGCUACCACGCUAAUUACUAACAUUCCACGUCAGUGUCUGUCUGUCAGCUUGCCUGUCUGUCUGUCUGUCUGUCUGUCGGUCUGUCUGGAAAGAAGUGAUUGAUUUUCCUUAGGACAUAAGUGCAAUGUCGUUCAUCAUAAGCGCUAAAUAUAAUAAAUACCGUCGUGCAUACGUAUUACACGCGUUAAAGCAGUAUGUAAGGAUAUAAGAAAUUGAAAAAAAAAUCGCACAUUAAGGUCAAUCGACUACGAGGAACACAAAUAUGAAUGUUUCUUCGAUGCUUUUUUUUUUUUGAAAAAUUCGUCUCUGCUGACGAUCCACGAUUUCUUUUUGUAUAUAAAGUGGAAGAGACAAGUCAUAGACUACGUUGAGACGCGUAUUAUAGACUCGUAGUCGUUGUUGUCUUGACAGAACGAAAACAAAUGCGUGUAUUUAUAAUUAUUUAACUAACUAAUUAUUGUGCAAUCUUUGAACCUUCCCUCGUUUCCUUAUUUCUCUCUCUUUUUCUCAACCAGUAUUCCCUUUAUCAAACCUUCAAUUUCUUUCGUAUCCAUCCGAAAUUAAAAAUCGAGACUCAACAACUCGGAUACAUUUUCUGACUUUCGCGCGAAAAUUCAAAUUUUACGAAUCGCAGGCUUAAAAUGAAAAUUCAGUAGAGAAAAAAUUCUUGUUUGUUAUCUAACAAGCGGGGCUUGGAAUUUUCAUUUUUGUUCUAUUUUGUCGUCUUCGACAUCCAAAUAAUUAAUCCGGUCUCGAGUCUCGAUUAUAAUAAUAAUAGUAAAUGCAUUUUGAUCGUUUCACAUCUAUGCAAUCCUAAUCCAAGAGCCUCUUGAAAAAGUCAGUGCAACUUCCAUAUAUAUACUCUCCGGAUUCAUUUUCAAAAUUAUUCUCUUUAAUAGUUUAUCGUGUCAGCCCAUUAUCAUGAUAUAUCAAAAGUCAAAGAAUCACUGAGUAAUUGGAUAUCGAUUGAAUGAGACUCGCUAUAGAAAUUAACAUCGAUGCUUACCAUAGAUGAUCAUAUACAAACAUCUAGAAAGUAUCGGACGAUUAAAUAUAGCGCUGAAUUUUUCUUUGUGUUCCUUACGUCCCGACGAAGCCAAAUAAUUUUUGUAAUAUCUGUGUUGUACGACUGCUGUGGACAAAGUUAUAAAUAUACACAUAUGUAUAUACAUAUAAAUAUAAAGUAACAAAUAUGUAUGUACGUAUGAUACACGAGUGCGAAAGAAACGUGGAUACGUAUAUAUAUAUAUACACACACACGCAUAGGUAAUAUACGUAAUAACGAUAUUUAGGUCAUAUCAUGGACUUUUAAAGAAAAAGUUGACUCACAAACCCCCACAAGAGCGCUGAAAAAAAAAGAAAAUACGAAGAAAAAAAAUGUCAAGUGACAGCAACAAAAGAUGCCUGUUCUUUUUUUUCUCAAUGUAUCGUAAACUACGAAUGAAAACACGUGUUUGAAAUUUA
This is a messenger RNA of Cephus cinctus (wheat stem sawfly), 9401 nucleotides long. RefSeq names its product G protein-coupled receptor kinase 5 (gene Gprk2). Gene Ontology annotation, molecular function: ATP binding; G protein-coupled receptor kinase activity. Gene Ontology annotation, cellular component: cytoplasm. The record is from RefSeq and is a predicted model, not a curated record. Gene Ontology annotation, biological process: signal transduction; protein phosphorylation; regulation of signal transduction. Bases 1530 to 3305 code for a protein of 591 amino acids. NCBI's taxonomy places the organism in Eukaryota, Metazoa, Arthropoda, Insecta, Hymenoptera, Cephidae. The transcript has 7 exons.